Molecule: messenger RNA, 2523 nt
Organism: Anopheles arabiensis
Lineage: Eukaryota; Metazoa; Arthropoda; Insecta; Diptera; Culicidae
Exons: 7
Coding region: 68-796 (242 amino acids)
Source: RefSeq, a predicted model, not a curated record
AUCCUAAAACAUCCCGCCGUUCCAUACGGCGCGAUCAAACGAUUGACGGCGCCAAACCGCCCGGUGUAUGGCGGUGUGGUCAAACAGGACAGCAAGAUCGUCCACGGGAUUUCGACUCGAAACGAUGGAAGGAACGCUGAAUGUAUCAUUUGAGGCACCCAAGGAAUUAUUGUUCCAGGCAAAAUUCAAUUUGAUGUGUUUGCUCGGCAACAGCCAGAUAGCAUUUCUUCGCCUGUGCAAUGUUGAUGUUGAAACGUUGAUUACGAACUGCUUUUCCUGCAACGGUUUUGUCCCUAUUACAAAGCAUAUGUUUGUGCCGGUGGAGGUGUAUGAGCGGACACCGGGGGCCGAGCUGAUGUUAGUGCUAACGGGAGACAUUAAAACUUUCAUCGGCUUUGACCAGACCAACUUAGCCCAGAAACGGGUGGCCGAUAUUUUGGAAUAUGGGUUGCAUACGGUGUCCGAUAAAACUUUUAAGCACGCAUGUCAGUCGUUCAUCGGGGAAUGCAAGAAGCAAACCAUUCUCGCGUCCCUAAAGACGGUGUUGCUCCCAGACAUGUCCCUGUCGGCAAGCUUGGCUAUUGAUCUGGGCAGCCUAGCCACGCUGUUUCCGCUGUCUUUAUUGAAGCAGGCCCAAUCGCAAGGGGCAUCGGAACCGACGCACGAUACGCGUGCCCAGCUGAUUAAGAAGCUUCAUUCGGACUGCGAAAUGGUGCUGUCGCUCAAGCUGGGCGACGUGAGCGUACCGGCAACAGCCGAUUCAGUGAUGGAAGGGAUGGCGCACAUGCAACUGUGAGGCUGUCGGUGACCGCGUGAACACAGUAGGGCAGGAAUAAGCAUGCCUACUCUCUACAUUUAGACAUUAGUGACUGAGUGAUUGAUCGCUGGGGGUCGCUGCGUAACAAUUUCAUGCGUUUCAUUUCAGCCAGCGGAGGGGUGGUGGUGUGUGUACGUGUUAACACUUGCGAAUAAAAUGAGCUGCUCUAGUAAAAAGCCGCCGGACGUGUGGCAUAUGUGGUGGGCCGGGGGGAAAGCAUGGCUAUUUGUAGUCGUUGGUUGCCGCCAAAUGUCGUUGCCUCGUUGAUCAUUUACAGUGUAAGUCUCAAUGUUUUACUCAAAAGCAUACUAGAGUCAACACAUUGUCGAGUUACAGUGAAACAAUAGGUACGUUAGAACCGGGGGAAAAACAUCACUGUUUGCAUUUUAUCGGAUGUGCUAUCAAGAUUUUGUUUUUGUUUUGGGGAUUUCAAAUCGUUGCGAUUCCAAAUGCCAUAAAACUUUUUAUUACAGCACGUUCGAUAAAAUCGCAACCCUAUGGGAGCACUAUGGGCAUCCACCGGCCUAAGAGCUCAACAUUUAGCGGCCCCGACUGCAGCUAGUCCGUUAAGGAAUUUCCUUCGUGUGUGAUAUAGAAGAAACCAAAAACAAAAAGAAGCUUGGAUUAGUACUUGGACAUGAUUUAGGAUAUCAUCACAGUCCUUAAGGCAGCAGAUCGCCCAACUAAUCGAACAACCUAACCAGGUGUGUUAGCUUGGUAGUUGUUGCGUAGUCGCAACCGUGACGCUCUGGGGGCAAAUUGCCUCCGAGCUCUGGCGUUCCGUACAUUUCCCUGUUGUAAGAUAAAACCAAACCAGAGAUGGAAGGAUACGGUCGUGCCGCAGCACUACCGAAACGCAUUUAUUGGCCUUGAAGACAGAGUGAACACGCUUUGCUGUAAUAUAUUAGAAGCGACUGUGCGAUCGCUGUAAGAGGUAGCGUUUGUAUAAUAAGAGUUAGCGCGCGCUUGAGCUGACAUGUCCGAGAAGAGUGUGUGUGUAUGUGUGUGUGUGUGUGAGAGAGAGAUAGAAAGAAUGAGUGCGCCACAUCGUAAGAUAUUCCAAAUGAUUGAUAAGACAGCUGAGAGUACCUAUAGGUUUUAAGUACAUACAGAGAUACAUUUAUAAAGACCGCCCGAGCUCCGAUGGUGCAGCAGUGGUCGUCAACAUAUAGGAAGAGGAGGUCGUAGGCACACCAUUAUCAAGUGAAGAAAACCAGCAUGGCACCAGAGUAUGGAACGGAAGCUUUAACCAGCACACCCGUCUCUCCCUUCAUGUUAGGAUUACUGCCCGUCUCUUUGCCCAUUGAGCUUUGUUGAACUCUCUCCAUUGGUUGCUUCGUUCGUUGCGAAGUAGGUAUGCAAAACGGGUAAAAGGCAAUGUUGCUGUUAUAACCAAAAACAAAAAAAAAUGUGUUUCAUUUCCCAUCCUCCCUCUUUCCUUGUGUUUGCCCAUGAGUAACGGCUUACCUUAUACAUACUUGAACGAAGUGCAAUAACGGGACAGAGAGCUAGUGCAAUAAAGGAGUGUGAAUUUGUCGUGCCAUCCGGUUAAAAUCGCACGUUAAAAGGUUUAGUGUACGAAGGGUCAGGACUUACAGGACUAAGCCUGCAAAUAAUCCGCCGGAAAACGCGGACUAGGAAGUUGUGUAACAUAGCAAGUACAGAAGGAACAAAAUAAACCAACAGUAUGUUGUUUCGUAAACUUA